CGACGCGCCUCCCGUUUGCCAUUGUACCGUUCGGCCACCUGUACCGCCGCAGCCUUGGAACACGCCCGGGCAGAUGGCGGCUCCAAACGCCCGUAUGCGACUGACUAUCGAGGUCCUGCCCCUCGCUGCCGAGAACGCCUAUGGCCCGUAUCAAGCAGCGGCGCUGGAGGCGUUCAAGGGCAGGAAGUUCGCGCUCCCGGUCCAGACCGAGCAUACACUCGACCAAGUCUGGCGGCAGAUCGAGGAGCGCUACAAGCGCAACUACUUGACGCCUCUGCAAGCGGCGAGCUUCACCAUCAAGAAACUGCAGGACGCCUACGACUGCGACCUCGACCUCAGCGACACGGUCGGCUCCAUAUUUGAAGGCGAAAGCGACGUGCAGACGCGUAUGAUCAAGGUCGUCCCUACCUUCAUCAACCGCGACUUCUCUGUGCCUGCCACCUCCAACCUCCGCCCUGUCGCCGCCCAGAAACGCGUCAGAGAGAUCAGCUCAGAGCAUUCAAGCAAGAGAAGACGGCUCGAGGAGGAAUACCGCAAUUCCUUGGACACGGACCCUGCCCGCGACCGACCCGUGCCUUCGACCGAAUCGCAACAUGGCGACGAUGAAGAGGGCACUGCAGCCGAUACUCGCGUCGCCCGGCACGAGGAAAGGGCGAGAAGGUCUGAGUCCGGCGGCUCGCUCACUGUCGUUCGGAACUCGCAGACUGGGCUUCAGGAAUUUGGGACCCAGGUGAAGGAGGAGUCUCCAGAGCUCGGCGAUCCGCCUCAACGCACCGUUCCCGAGAGCCUCGAGCAGCACUUCAAGAAGCCACCUCUACCAGCGCCCCAAGUGCGUGCUCCUAGCUCGCCCCCAUUCAUGCGCCCUCAAACGAAGCCAGGACAUACAUACGGACGUUCUACACGCACUGCAAGCGACGUUCAGAGAGAAGUGGAUCUGCUCAAUGAUUCGCGGGGUCGUCCGACGAGCGCACAGGGCAGCGAGUGCGGACGAAGCAAGACUCAGGGUACGCUGGGUAGCAACGCUCGUUCUUUCCAGCUGCCUAGGCCUGACGAGAUCGAAUCUACACCCCAGGAGCAGGCUGCAUCCGUACUGCCGCUCCCCUCUGUCCCGAAGAGAACACCUAUUCCGCUCCCAAAAAAUGUGAGCACCCCAAGCGCCGUCCAGAGAGAAGUCCAUCUGCUCAAUGAUUCGGGGGCUCAGCCGACAAGCGCACAAGGUAGGUUGUCAGCUGAAACGCAGCCGAAGAGAACACCAAUUCCGCUCCCAGAAAAUGUAAGGCAUCGUUUGUGGAACGGCACAUCGCUGUCAAAUGGAGCAACAAGGACCGCCAACAUCACUGCAUCUCCUCCCCCUACGAAACGCCGCGGUCGACCGCCGAAGAACGCUGCUGCUAUACCAGGCUCCAACGCUGAAAAUGGAACUCCGAAACGCCGCGGUCGACCACCAAAGAACGCUGCUGCUACACCAGGCCCCAACGCUGAAAACGGAACUCAAAAACGCCGCGGUCGACCACCGAAGGACGCUCCUGCUAUCCCAGGUUCCAACGCUAAAGGUGGAGCCCCGAAACGCCGCGGUCGACCACCGAAGAACACCGCCAGCGUAGAGAAGGAGCAUGGUCGCGUUAUGAGCAAGAUAUUCCCCAGAGGCAUUGACCAGGCAAGGAAGGACAUUGACUUUGGCCGUCAGGUCUUUGAAGAUGGGCACGCUCAUCUUGAACAGUCCAUGGGAGGUCUUCAGGAAGAGCAAUACGAGCCUGAUGCGACGCCUGAAGCAGGGUCACGGAAACCUGGCUCUUGGGGGAUUGGUGCGCCGGGUCAGCAAGAUGAUGUCGUAGAGACGCCUGACGAGGAAAAAGGGCCAAAAUCACGCUCGAAGUCCCCCUCGUGUUCGGCGUCAGAAGGAAUUGCGGAGUCAGCGCCUGGAGCUGAAGACGAUGACGAAACGGCAGUUCAAGCCGGGGAUGAAGCUGAUAUCCAACUUCAAGCCGAAACACACGCCGAAGCCGAAGCUGAAGCCAAAGACGAUGAUGAGGCUGUAGUUGAAGCUGAGGAUGAGGCUGGCAUCCAACUCGAAACCGAAAACCACGCCGAGGCUGAAGAAGAUGACGAAGCUGCAGAUGAAGCCCAAGAUGGAGCUGAAGUUCAGAUUCAAGCUGAAGACUAUUACCAAGACCAAGAGGACGACGCAUCAAAGUCACAGUCCCCUAGUGCUGCCAACUCCACACGAUCCUCGCCUGCCGUCUCACGCCAACCAGCGCGUUUCCUCACCCAUUCGCCGACGCCAGAGAAGUCGAGCAGCGAGGAGGAAUCCGAGGCCUCGCGGACUCGUUCCCAGUCGCAAGCAGCAUCUUCAAAAGCAGCGAGCGACAAGGAAGUCAACGACAGCGACAACGAUACCAGCUCUAGCGAUGAAUCCGAGGCGGAGGACGAAGAUGUUGAAAUGGCAGACGUGAAAACUGCCUCCCCCACCGCAGACGCCGGACCACUGUCCUCGCCUCCAGAACUCCCUCCACAACCAACACCGAGGGUACCAGCAACCCAGUCCUCCCAACAACGCACCUCACAAUCCCAGCCACUCCCUCGCAGGACGCUCAUCGAGCCUCCAUCAGUUAAGACACCAACCGCGCCCCGGCCAGCCGCCACCACUACUACGAGAUCCUUCGCGUCCUCUCAAUCCGUCUCCCAGCUCGCGGCCGCCCGCCGCACUACACAUUCCAAGUUCCCUAGCAUCCGGCAGCAGCUCAGUUCCGCUCGCGCGACCCCGCCGUCUGCCCAAGCAUAUAAGAGGUUCGACCCUAGGACGUCGAGUUUGGGUAGGCUUACGAAGGAACCGAAUAGGAAGGCGGCACCGUUUGGUCAGAGCGAGAGCGAGAGUGAAGACGAGAGCUCCAGUUCGAGUAGCAGCGAGGAUGAGGGCAGGGCGACAAAUGGCGCCGCGUGCUCUGUCGCUUAGAAGCGUGGCUCAGGCGGUAGGAAAUUCUCGGGAUCUACUGGUUCGCCGUACAGAUUAAAUUGCUUGGAUAACUGACUAUACAUGCUAUUGUACGCACUCGCGAAUGCCUCCAGGAUGCAUCUCUUGCUUUUGAGGCGGACAUAGGUCGGUUGGGUGCCCUGGAUAGGGAUAUAGGGGUGGUCAUCAUUGCUAA
Trematosphaeria pertusa is the source of this 3146-nucleotide messenger RNA. RefSeq lists its product as uncharacterized. The coding region runs from base 74 to 2953 and encodes 959 amino acids. NCBI's taxonomy places the organism in Eukaryota, Fungi, Ascomycota, Dothideomycetes, Pleosporales, Trematosphaeriaceae. Gene Ontology annotation, molecular function: DNA binding. The record is from RefSeq and is a predicted model, not a curated record. The transcript is spliced from 2 exons.